GGGGUCCUGGUCUGACUCUUAAUAUUAAUCUUGCUCGGCGUCAAGGGACCACGCUUCCAACAUUUCCAUUCAUCAGCGCGCUGGACACGGCUGCACUCGUUUUGUUACACGUUUUUUUUUGACGACUUACGACUAUUCACGAAUACACGCAACGGAAAUGGCACCACAUUUCGAUGAGUUUGACGCGCUCAACGAUGUGUUUCUGGUCGAAGGAAUUCCAGGCUACCAGUCCGCUCUUCCCACUCGCGUGAAGUAUACACCCCGCUCUGCGAUGUUGCGUGAACUUAUGGCACCAAAUGUGAUUGGGUCUUCAACCCUUCUUAAUCCAGGCCCCAGUCCACAUGACUCUCAUAAUAACACUGCCCUUGUCUUGGUCAUAGUCUGCAGUAUCCUUUGUGGGGCUCUCCUCCUCGGGGUUGUGAGCACUUGCUAUAUCGGCUACAGAGGGCGCCGUGCCCGAGCUCGCCAGAUGCGUGCUGCUAGAGAUCGUCUUGCUCGUGCUAGUUUCAAGUCUCGCGGAUCAGACCCGCCUUGCCAUGUUUCUGUGCUUCCCGAUCCUAGAAGCGAGUGGAUACGUCUAGGACUUGAUUCGCCUAUCCUGGGAAGUUCAAAGAAGGGGGCUCAAGUGGUGGACAAUGCAUUGAAUGGGACACUUCCUCCUCUCAAAAUCCAAUUGCAGCAAAGUAAUGAAGAUCAGAAGAGGAUAUUGAAGCACUCAUUCUCCCCGCCUGUUCCUUCCCCCUUAGCUUCGCGGCCUGUCUGGAUCGCAUCGGAUAGCAAUUGGGGAUGUACAUUUGGAAGGGACCCCAUCAACAACGAAAGAUCAGAGAAAACUGGCCAUAUGAUCUCCCUCCUUGAAAAGUCUCCACAACUUGAUGGCGUCGCUUCAAUGGGCAUCGAUGAUUCUCCUACUUUAGAUUCAUGCCCUUCAACAGCUAAACUCCCAGCCCUUUUUCCUGACAUCCUAUCCAACUUUACUCUCGGGUGUGAAGAGAAGGAGCCUCCUUUGGCUCACAGAGACAGUCCUUCCCUUGACAGCGUGACCUAUGAUUCUGGCGAGGAUUCCACCUCCAGUGAAACUGGUAGUACUCAGCUUACAUCUAAAUCGACUUUCAUUCGUACCGCCGAAUCUACAGAAAUUGAUGCACUGUUGAAGGAAGUUGCGCCUUGGGAUCAUCUUGACUCGGACGGCGGCGUUCACACAUUCGGGAGUGCCUCUUCAACCACAUAUUCCCUCAGGUCAUCUGCAUCGCUUCCCUCAGUUCUUCCAUCUUCAACUUCACUCGCUACUGCCAAAAGUCGUCUUAGUGUACCUAUCUCCACCUCCUCGUCUUCUUUAAACACCAGUACAAGCACGCCUCUGGGUUCUAUGCCUUCUCGCUCGUCCAUGAACCUUUUGCAAGAUUUCCCUCUUCCCCCUCCGACUAUCAUAGUUACUACCCCUUCUAUGGCAUCUCUUGCGACUAAAAAGAGGGCAGCACACGAUAGUGGAGCAUUUACAGAUGAAUGGGAUGGAACAGAUGAAGAGGCUUCAGAAGAUGAGGAGCGUGUUGUUUCGAUAGAUUCGAAGAUAGUGGAGGCUACUGUCGUCGCGUUGAAGACCGUAUUUGGGGAAGGUAAACCGAAAGUCGGGGGGAAUGCCACGUAUGUGAAUGGCGCCAAAGGAAAGGAGAACAAACCGAUUGAACGGAGUGGCGUUGGUGGCAGGAUUCAGACUCCGAGAUUGAAACAUGGGAGAUCCUCUUCCACCCCUCGUCAGUCGGAAAGGAAUUCCUCGUCGGCAUCUAAACGCUCGUCUAUUCCUCUACUGUUCAAACCAAGGGAAUAAGUUGCCCACAGUUGUAGGUGUGCAAUUCAUGGUGUGGUCGUGUAAAUUUACAUAGGUUACGAGCCGUCCAUUUUUUAAUCCUUGAUUUGUUGUACUUUUUACCUGCGAUCUUAAUGAUGUCU
Cantharellus anzutake is the source of this 1950-nucleotide messenger RNA. RefSeq lists its product as uncharacterized. Bases 158 to 1828 code for a protein of 556 amino acids. Lineage: Eukaryota; Fungi; Basidiomycota; Agaricomycetes; Cantharellales; Hydnaceae. The record is from RefSeq and is a predicted model, not a curated record. The transcript has 2 exons.